GAUUUAACAUAAAAUUGAAAGUAAUAAAGUAGGCUCAACUUUCAAGUGUAAUGAGAAAAGUUUAAGAAUUUGUUUCUCAGGAACAAGUUAUUACAUGGAGUAAAGAAAGAGAAUUUCUUCUUUUACUUGAACAAUAGAAAUGGAGCUACUACUUCAACUGGUUCCAUCCUUUGUAAUUCUAAUCUAGGCGAUGCCACUCUCUCUAUUUCUAAUCCGCUAGACUAGAUUCAUUCAUUUCAGCUUCUUCUUCUGCUUCUGUGGUUUUGAUGAAUUGAAACUGAAGCUGUACAAGCACCAUUUGUUAUUGUUGGUGCAACUAUAGACGACAAGUCUGUUACCUAGACUCAUUUGCAACCACAAUUAGCAUUAGCUUUAACCACCAAAAAUGUCUAUCUUGUCAAGGUUACGUUGUAUCACUGUCGAUGUCACUGGUACGCUUAUAGCUUACAAGGGACAACUUGGAGAUUACUACUGUAUGGCUGCCAAAUCUGCUGGGUUGCCUUGCCCAGACUACAAACGCAUGCACGAGGGAUUUAAAAUUGCAUACACGGACAUGGCAAAGCAGUACCCUUGUUUUGGUCAUGCAGCUAAGAUGCCCAACAUUGUCUGGUGGAAGACAUGUGUGAGGGACUCAUUUGUUAAGGCUGGUUACGACUAUGACGAAGAGACAUUUGAGAAGGUGUUCAGACGCAUAUACUCAACUUUUGGUUCGGCUGCACCUUAUACCAUCUUCCCAGACUCCCAACCAUUUCUUAGAUGGGCAAGGAAACAGGGGCUCAUUGUUGGGAUUGUGAGCAAUGCAGAAUACCGCUACCAGGAUGUCAUCCUUCCAUCCCUGGGUUUGAACAAGGGAACGGAAUGGGAUUUUGGUGUGUUCUCUGGACUUGAAGGUGUGGAAAAGCCAAACCCAAGAAUCUACGAGAUUGCCCUUGAGAGAGCUGGAAACAUUCCCCCAGAGGAGGUGCUACACAUAGGUGACAGCAUGAGGAAAGACUACAUUCCAGCAACGAGUCUGGGGAUGCAUGGGCUGCUAUUGGAUAGAUUUAAGACCCCUGAUGCUAAAACCUGGAGGGAUUCAGGUGCACCCGUACUUCCUGAUCUAGAGGCUGCAGUAACUUGGCUUACUUCAGAAAAGGCAUAGAAGCAGAAUGUUGUAAACUUGAU
Papaver somniferum (opium poppy) is the source of this 1164-nucleotide messenger RNA. Its product is annotated as haloacid dehalogenase-like hydrolase domain-containing protein 3. Bases 386 to 1141 code for a protein of 251 amino acids. The transcript is spliced from 4 exons. The record is from RefSeq and is a predicted model, not a curated record. NCBI's taxonomy places the organism in Eukaryota, Viridiplantae, Streptophyta, Magnoliopsida, Ranunculales, Papaveraceae.